GCCAGACUGUCGAAGGAAACGUAAGGACCCUCCCGUCGAAAUACGCUGCCGGUAAUCACAGAACGGAAUUCCCUUAACUGAAAAAGUAGGUGCCAUGGAUGGGCAUGGGAGGUUGUGGAGGGGCAUCGGGCACAAGUGCAUUCUGGGACUAACCCUGCUGCUCCUGCUGUUUGAGAUCGUCGUCAGCCGCCUCUGCAACUGCCUAAUCAACAUGGUGGACGGUUUCCACACCCUCUACAUCCUCCUCCACCUGUCGCUCCAGCAGCCCUGGCCGGCACAUACUCCUCCUCCAUCUCCCCCUCCUCUGGCCUCUCAUACGACUCCUUCUCUGGCCGCGUCUCCUCACAUCAUCUCCUCAAACUCACACAUCACUUCCUGCCCCCACCCCGACUCCUCUCCCCCCAGCAGUCCUCGCCCCGACCUUAACGUCAGGUCCUCUGCCGGGCCCGUCCCUACUGUGGGUUGUGACCCCGCUUCCCCUCUCUCGCGCGUCAUGCCGUCGCGUGUCCAGCCGUUCGGGGCGCUGGUGUCGGCGCUGCUCGUGGCCUCCCUGUGCGUUUCAGUCACGCUGGAGAUUCUCAACCACAUCUUCCAGCCACACCCCAUCCAGAGACCCAUCCUGGCCACGGCAGCCAGCGCCCUCAGCCUGCUCUUCAACGUCGCCAUGCUGGGCCUCGCUUGGGCCCGACCCGCGCUCAGGCCUGCAGGGUCCGUGUCUGAGCAUCUUGGCUUAGAGUCAGCUGUGGCAAAAGCGACAGAAGACGGGUUGGCGAAGGGAGCUCUUCGAGACGGGUCUCUUUUGUUCUGUAACCCUGGUGCCCCCAGCGUGCUGGAUCCCGACAGCGAGUCUGUGACCCCAAAGACCACUGACUCUCUGGGAUCUAGUAAACAACACGCAAGGUCGUCCUCUUCAGAACUGAAGGACUCUGAGGAGCCUGCAAAGGAACAUCUUCAGUCCAACUCCAGGGCUCUUGAGCUAACCAAUGUUCCGUCUCAGGUUCCUAUGCACAGCCACACUGGAUAUCCAGCAAGCCUGUGUGUCCCUCCUUUGUCAGUACCCUACAAAGCACCUCUCAGAGGUCACCAGAGCAGCUGUCUAUGCCGGGUUCUCAUCGCCAUCCUCCGUGACCUGCUGUGCCCAUGCCUGGCCCUCGCCAACGCCCUGACCGCUCUACUGGGCAGCCCUGACUGCCACCACCCGCAGGAGUCGUGCAGCUCUAUGGUCUUCCUGGACCCGGCGCUGUCCAUGAUGGCCGUGCUGGUGCUUCUGGCCUGUGCCUUGCCCGAGGUGCGUCGUAUGGGCCUGCUGCUGCUGCAGAGCUGCCCCCCGGGCCUCAGCGUGCCAGAGCUCCGGCAGGGGCUCCUGGCCGUGCGCGGCGUGGAAGGCGUGCACGAGCUCCAUGUGUGGCAGCUGACCGAGAGCUGCCUGGUGGCCUCCGUGCACGUGCACGUGAACGCUCACUGCUGGCGGCAGGGGCCGGAUAAGGUUGUUGCCGGGGUGAUGGAAACACUACACAGAGCCGGAGUGAGCAUGUGUACGGUCCAGCCAGAGCUUGCCACGGAGAGUCUAAACGGAGAGCCGGCCUUGCCAGCUGCGCCUGGUAAUCUAGUUGUGGGUCGGCCCUGCAGUCUGCCCUGUAGGAAGGAGUGUUUGGAUAAGAUGUGCUGCACACCCCGGAAGAAAGCUGGUGUCGGUGAUGGGGCGCCACCUAGUGGCGAUGCAGAAGAGAAGGCCCCACAGGCUGUGAUCAUUGAGAACACUUUCUUGUGAUGAAAUGUGUACUUGUUUCUCUUUUCAGCAGAGGCUGAGCACAUUACAACUGAAUGUUGUACAUUCAGUUAUACUAAGUUGUAGUUAUAAGACUUGUA
This is a messenger RNA of Sardina pilchardus (European sardine), 1869 nucleotides long. RefSeq lists its product as uncharacterized. The record is from RefSeq and is a predicted model, not a curated record. The transcript has 4 exons. Gene Ontology annotation, cellular component: endoplasmic reticulum; Golgi apparatus; membrane. NCBI's taxonomy places the organism in Eukaryota, Metazoa, Chordata, Actinopteri, Clupeiformes, Clupeidae. Bases 95 to 1771 code for a protein of 558 amino acids. Gene Ontology annotation, molecular function: zinc ion transmembrane transporter activity; calcium channel inhibitor activity. Gene Ontology annotation, biological process: zinc ion transmembrane transport; detoxification of zinc ion; intracellular zinc ion homeostasis.